Messenger RNA from Oldenlandia corymbosa var. corymbosa, 474 nucleotides. NCBI's taxonomy places the organism in Eukaryota, Viridiplantae, Streptophyta, Magnoliopsida, Gentianales, Rubiaceae. The record is from the annotation of a GenBank genome assembly.
AUGGAAAAAUUGGUUAAGGAAUUGAGAUUUUCGACAAAUGGCAACCUUCGACAGUAUAUCACAACUGUCAAACGACUUCUAUUGCAAUUAGAUUCCGCCACUGUUGUACUCAUCGGUGCCAGAUCAGCGAUUUUGAAGGUCGUCACUACGGUUGAGCUCCUCAAAAUUCAACUGGAGUUCCCUAUAGCUGCAUCUUUUUCAUCGACAUUAAGUCAGGAUUGUGGGUUUUUGGGCUUGUUUGCAUCGGGGAGAGGGUUAGUCAUUCUUUCUAUUUUGGUUUCACGUAUAGCCAACACAACAGGUCCUCCUCAGUCGUUCUCACCGGCAUCUACAGCUGUUCUGCCGCGUCGAUGUAAAUGGAACCGAAGACCUUGUCGUCAUAAGAGAGGUUUAUCUGAAUCAUCUUCCCCGGAACCAAAUCGUUAUGAAGGGGCCGACCAAUCUUGGAAAUUUAGAGGUUCAAAGGCGCCUUAA